AACUUGGAUUCGAUCAGUCGCGAGGCGAUCGUAUUCCCCGUCAGUUCAUUUAUCAAUAGCAUGUUGCGGUUGAUCUUUCUGCUGGUUUCGCUAGCCAGCAAUCUUGUUCUUGGCCAAGGCCCUGAUCCUGCGGUUCAAAAAGCGUGCACUCUAUUUAAACAAAAAGUUUUCGAGGAACGAGUGGCCAUUAGCUUCUUGUUUCCCAAUGCACCAAUCACAUGGGAGACGCUUGAUUCUUGCCAUGGAUCUCGGCCAUUAAUUGUGGAUGGAGAUCCGGCCGAGUCCAAGGAAUUUCCUCAUGCUGCUCGCCUUGGCCACCGGAAUGAGAAAAAUGAAACCAAAUGGUUCUGUGGUGGCACAUUGAUUAGCAAUCGUCUGGUUCUCACGGCUGCCCAUUGUUUCUAUACCGAAUUUGGAGCAGUCAAUGUCGUUCGAUUGGGAGAACUCUGGUUCGACACCGAUGAGGACGACGCCGAGCCGGAGGAUUUUGGUGUACUGCGCUCCAUAGAGCAUCCGGAAUUCAAGGAGCCGGCCCUUUAUAACGACAUCGCUAUGGUGCGUUUAGACCGUGCUGUUAACUUCAGCCUGUAUAAGCACCCCGCCUGUUUGCCAUUCGACGACGGAGAAAUCCACGAUAAGUUCAUUGCCAUAGGUUGGGGUCAGAAGGCGCUGGCCCAGGCAGAGUCCAAGAAGCUGCUAAAAGUGGAGCUGCGGAACUACCAUCAACGCUGUCUAGUCACUACGGAAAAGAACGAGGACCUGCCUGAAGGAUUCAAUGCCACCAGUCAAAUGUGCAUUGGAUCGCCCGAUAGCAAGGACACCUGCAACGGAGAUUCUGGAGGUCCGGUGCUAGUCUACCAUAAGGAUUUUCCAUGCAUGCAACAUGUAAUUGGGGUAACAUCCACGGGAAUAAGCUGCGAUACCCCGGAUGUGCCUAGUGUCUACACAAGGGUCAACCACUAUCUUAAGUGGAUCAAAGCGGAAAUGGCCAAAGUAACGUGAAUUUUGUAAUUAUUAUUACUAAGCGUAGAAUUCUUAGAAAAGAUUUAAUUACAAGCGUUUUAAAAAUAA
Drosophila ananassae is the source of this 1071-nucleotide messenger RNA. Its product is annotated as serine protease snake. Gene Ontology annotation, biological process: proteolysis. The record is from RefSeq and is a predicted model, not a curated record. Bases 61 to 1002 code for a protein of 313 amino acids. Gene Ontology annotation, molecular function: serine-type endopeptidase activity. The transcript has 3 exons. Lineage: Eukaryota; Metazoa; Arthropoda; Insecta; Diptera; Drosophilidae.